CUCCCUUCUGCUCACCUCCUCCCAGCAUUUCCCUGCACUAUCUGAUCCAUCGGGCCCUUCCUUGCUCAGAUCUGGAGGACUCAGGCCUGUGAGCGAGGGCCCAAUUGUAGAAAGCCGAGCCGCCCUCGUGAAGGGAGCAGCAGGAACAGAACCCGUCCAACUCAGGUGUCAGCCUCCUGCGGGCCUGGGCGAUGGGAAACGUGAUGGAGGGGAAGUCAGUGGAGGAGCUGAGCAGCACCGAGUGCCACCAGUGGUACAAGAAGUUCAUGACCGAGUGCCCCUCCGGCCAGCUCACCCUCUACGAGUUCCGCCAGUUCUUCGGCCUCAAGAACUUGAGCCCCUCGGCCAGCCAGUAUGUGGAGCAGAUGUUUGAGACCUUUGACUUCAACAAAGACGGCUACAUCGACUUCAUGGAGUACGUGGCGGCGCUCAGCCUGGUCCUCAAGGGGAAAGUGGAACAGAAGCUGCGCUGGUACUUCAAGCUCUACGACGUCGAUGGCAACGGAUGCAUCGACCGCGACGAGCUGCUCACCAUCAUCCGGGCCAUCCGAGCGAUUAACCCCUGCAGCGACUCGACCAUGAGUGCGGAGGAGUUCACCAACACCGUGUUCUCCAAGAUUGACGUCAACGGGGAUGGGGAGCUCUCCCUAGAGGAGUUCGUGGAGGGCGUCCAGAACGACCAGAUGCUCCUGGACACGCUGACGCGAAGCCUGGAUCUUACCCGCAUUGUGCGCAGGCUCCAGAACGGCGAGCAAGAUGGGGAGGCGGCUGGCGACCAGCAAGAUGAGGAGGGGGCUGGCGGCGGGGCGGCUGAGGCAGCCGGCUGA
Molecule: messenger RNA, 827 nt
Organism: Ceratotherium simum simum (southern white rhinoceros)
Lineage: Eukaryota; Metazoa; Chordata; Mammalia; Perissodactyla; Rhinocerotidae
Gene: GUCA1A
Product: guanylate cyclase activator 1A
Biological process (GO): positive regulation of guanylate cyclase activity; visual perception
Cellular component (GO): photoreceptor inner segment; cone photoreceptor outer segment
Molecular function (GO): calcium ion binding; calcium sensitive guanylate cyclase activator activity
Source: RefSeq, a predicted model, not a curated record